GUUAUUCCUUUGAGUCUCAAUCACACCACAGAUUCAAUGUACUGGUGGCCUGCUACUGAUGGUAUUUAUACUACUAAAUCGGGCUAUUGGCUUGCUAGGAUGGGACAUGUUCGUGGCUGGACUGAUCGCUUUGGGGGAGACAGGGCAGAAACAUGGAAUUCAAUUUGGAAUUUAGAUGGACCUCCAAAGCUUCGUCAAUUUGUGUGGAGGGCUUGCACGGGGUCUCUGGCUACUUUUGGGAGAUUGCAGCAGCGACAUGUGAGGACUGAUGGGAUGUGCAGCUUGUGUAAUGAGCAGCAGGAGAGUAUUGUUCAUGCCAUUUUCUUUUGCUCGAAUGUCAAGCAGGUGUGGGAUUUAUCUCCUUUUGCUGAGCUAAUUUGUAAGGCUCCUUGUGACAGCUUCUUUGAGCUGUAUGAGUGGAUGAAGGGGAAGGUUGGUUCGAGUGAGCUGCUGACUUUUGUUGCGUAUGCCUGGGCUACAUGGUCAUACCGCAACUCCGUGGUUUUUGAGAACCCGUGGCAAUGUAGAGAUGUUGGGGUCCUGGGUUUUCUUCGAUUAGUAAAGGAUUAUAAGUCAUAUGCCACUGCUGUCAAUGUAUGCCCCCCUGCUGCUGUAUCUAGAUCGACUUGGAAAGCACCUUCUGCUGGCCUGAUCAGAGUAAAUUCAGACGCUGCUGUGAUAUCCGAGACUUCUUCGAGUAUUGGUGCGGUCUUAAGGAACGAUCAAGGGGUCAUUGUGCCUGCAAGAGUGAAGCGUUUCAUGGGGAAGCCUCCUGUCAAAGUUCUCGAAGCAAUGGCAGCAAGAAUGGGUGUACAAACAGCUCGUGAGCUUGGGUUUAGCAAGGUGGAGCUAGAAUCGGAUGCUCUCUCGGUGAUCAACCUCAUCAAAUCUCACAAGAUUGGCAAAGCACCUGUGGACCUAGUUGUGGAUGACAUUCGUUCCAUGAGUAUGGAUUUUGAGAGCUUUUUCUUGUUUUCAUAUUAGGAGAGUGGGAAAUUGUGUUGCUCACCUUAUGGCGAGGCAACUCCCCCCUGAUGGUUUUGAGCUUUUGUUUGUUGAUAGCUUCCCGCAAGGAGUGUUAUCCCUUGCAGAACUUGAUGUUGGCUAAUUUAUUUAUCUAAUCUUAGCUCUUGGAGCUUUUCAAAAAAAAAAAAAAAAAAAAAAA
Molecule: messenger RNA, 1165 nt
Organism: Chenopodium quinoa (quinoa)
Lineage: Eukaryota; Viridiplantae; Streptophyta; Magnoliopsida; Caryophyllales; Amaranthaceae
Exons: 1
Coding region: 37-984 (315 amino acids)
Molecular function (GO): nucleic acid binding; RNA-DNA hybrid ribonuclease activity
Source: RefSeq, a predicted model, not a curated record